UGAUAAUAAUAAUAAUAAAGUGAUAAAUAAAGACUUCUUGUGUAAACAGAAAAUGUGCUCAUUGAGUGUUUAGGGAGAGAGAAGCUGAAGAAACAGGGGGUAUGAUAUGAUAUUCCCCUUUUCAUUUGCUUGGGUUUCUUACAAUUUGAGCAAUUACCCAUUUUAGAUCUCUAAACAUUACUACAAACCCAGAAAGAUCAGCUAGAUUUUGGGUUGAUUUUAGUGAGAGGUUGAAGCUUUUAAGGAUCCAACAAUGGAAGCUACUGGUGGGAUGGUUGCUGGAUCUUACAAAAGAAAUGAACUUGUUAGGAUUCGGCAUGAUAGUACUGACAGUGGGUCCAAAAUUUUGAAGAAUUUGGAUGGCCAAAUCUGUCAAAUCUGUGGAGAGAGUGUGGGACUUACGCCAAGUGGCGAUGUCUUUGUUGCGUGCAAUGAGUGUGCAUUUCCAGUUUGCAGGCCUUGUUAUGAGUAUGAGAGAAAGGAUGGAAACCAGUGUUGUCCUCAGUGCAAGACUAGAUAUAAGAGACAUAAAGGGAGUCCUCGUGUGGAAGGAGACGACGAAGAGGAUGAUGUUGAUGAUUUGGAGAAUGAAUUCAAUUAUACGAGGGGAACUAGCAAGGCCAAACGUCAAUGGCAGGGUGAGGAUGUUGAGCUUUCGUCAUCGUCUAGGCAUGAAUCGCAGCCAAUUCCACUGCUUACUAAUGGUCAAGUGGUUUCUGGAGAAAUCCCAAGUGCCACACCCGAUAAUCAGUCUGUGAGAAGCACAUCGGGUCCUAUAGGUCCUGAGAAGCGUGUUAACCAUGCACUUCCGUACACUGAUCCAUGCCAGCCUGUUCCGGUGAGAAUUGUGGACCCUUCAAAGGACUUGAAUUCUUAUGGGCUUGGUAGUGUGGAUUGGAAGGAACGAGUUGAAAGCUGGAAGCUCAAGCAGGAGAAAAAUAUAACGCAUAUGGCAAACCGAUAUACAGAAGGGAAAGGGGGUGGUGAUAUGGAAGGUUCCGGCUCCAAUGGGGAAGAACUCCAAAUGGCGGAUGAUGUGCGUCAACCUAUGAGUCGUGUUGUCCCUAUUCCUUCAUCACAUCUCACUCCUUAUCGAGUUGUGAUCAUCCUUCGUUUGAUCAUUUUGGCCUUCUUCUUGCAAUUUCGUAUUACUCACCCCGUGAAGGAUGCAUAUCCACUGUGGCUCACAUCAGUCAUCUGUGAGAUUUGGUUCGCUUUGUCAUGGAUUUUGGAUCAGUUUCCAAAGUGGUAUCCUAUCAAUCGUGAGACAUAUCUUGACAGACUUGCAUUAAGGCACGACCGUGAAGGAGAGCCAUCACAGUUAGCUCCUAUUGAUGUCUUUGUCAGUACGGUGGACCCACUGAAGGAACCACCUAUUAUAACAGCUAACACAGUGUUGUCCAUCCUUGCUGUGGAUUACCCAGUCGACAAAGUUUCUUGCUAUGUAUCAGAUGAUGGUUCAGCAAUGCUGACCUUUGAGGCUCUUUCUGAGACUGCUGAGUUUGCCAGAAAAUGGGUGCCAUUCUGUAAGAAGUUCAAUAUCGAGCCCAGGGCCCCAGAAUUCUACUUCCAACAUAAGAUAGACUACUUGAAAGACAAGAUUCAGCCUUCUUUUGUCAAGGAACGCAGAGCUAUGAAGAGGGAGUACGAAGAAUUUAAAGUCCGAAUCAAUGCCUAUGUUGCAAAAGCACAAAAGGUACCUGAAGAAGGAUGGACAAUGCAAGAUGGAACUGCCUGGCCUGGAAAUAACCCCAGGGACCAUCCUGGAAUGAUCCAGGUGUUUUUGGGACACAGUGGAGGACUCGAUGUGGAAGGGAAUGAAUUGCCGCGAUUAGUUUAUGUCUCUCGUGAGAAGAGACCUGGCUUUCAACAUCAUAAGAAGGCUGGUGCCAUGAAUGCCUUGAUCCGUGUUUCUGCAGUGCUGACCAAUGGAGCAUAUCUACUGAAUGUCGAUUGUGAUCACUACUUCAACAACAGCAAGUGUCUUAAAGAAGCCAUGUGUUUCUUGAUGGAUCCUGUUCUUGGGAAGAAAGUCUGUUAUGUUCAGUUCCCGCAAAGAUUCGAUGGUAUUGAUCUUCACGAUCGAUAUGCUAACCGAAAUAUUGUGUUUUUUGAUAUCAACAUGAAAGGGCAAGAUGGUAUACAAGGACCGGUGUAUGUGGGUACUGGAUGUUGUUUCAACCGACAAGCACUCUAUGGGUAUGAUCCAGUAUUGACUGAGGAAGAUUUGGAGCCGAAUAUCAUUGUUAAAAAUUGUUUUGGAUCAAGAAAGAAAGGAAAGAACGGUAAUAAGUAUAUGGAUAAAAAGAGGGGACCUAAGAGAAGUGAAUCCUCCAUACCUAUUUUUAACAUGGAAGACAUUGAAGAGGGUGUUGAAGGCUAUGAAGAUGAGAAGUCUCUUCUUAUGUCUCAAAAGAGGUUAGAGAAGCGAUUUGGUCAGUCACCAGUGUUCAUUGCAGCCACCUUUAUGGAGAUGGGUGGGAUUCCACCUACAACCAAUCCUGCAACUUUGCUGAAAGAAGCCAUCCAUGUAAUUAGUUGUGGAUAUGAGGACAAAACCGAGUGGGGUAAAGAGAUUGGGUGGAUUUAUGGUUCAGUCACAGAAGAUAUUUUGACUGGAUUUAAGAUGCAUGCCCGUGGCUGGAUUUCAAUCUACUGCAUGCCUCCAAGGCCGGCAUUCAAGGGUUCUGCUCCCCUCAAUCUUUCUGAUCGUUUGAACCAAGUGCUUCGAUGGGCUUUAGGGUCUAUCGAGAUUAUGCUUAGCAGGCAUUGUCCUAUAUGGUACGGCUACAAGGGGAGGUUGAGGUUCUUGGAGAGAUUGGCAUACAUCAACACCGUUGUCUAUCCCUUGACCUCUAUUCCACUUAUUGCCUACUGUAUUCUGCCUGCUAUCUGUCUAUUGACAAAUAAAUUUAUCAUUCCUACGCUAAGCAACUUCGCUAGUAUAUUGUUUAUCCUGCUGUUUAUGUCUAUUGCUACUACUGGUAUUCUUGAGCUUAGAUGGAGUGGAGUUUCCAUUGAAGACUGGUGGAGAAACGAACAAUUUUGGGUUAUUGGUGGUACUUCGGCCCAUCUGUUUGCCGUCUUCCAGGGUUUGUUGAAGGUGUUGGCUGGUAUCGACACCAACUUUACCGUUACUUCCAAGGCAGCUGAUGAAGAUGGUGAAUUCGCGGAACUAUACAUAUUUAAAUGGACAUCACUUCUCAUUCCUCCUACCACUGUGUUGAUUGUGAACUUGGUCGGUGUUGUAGCGGGUGUUUCUUAUGCCAUUAACAGUGGUUACCAAUCAUGGGGUCCACUGUUCGGUAAACUUUUCUUCUCGUUUUGGGUGAUUGCUCACUUGUAUCCCUUCCUUAAGGGUCUCUUGGGUCGUCAAAACAGGACGCCUACAAUCGUCAUUGUUUGGUCCGUUCUUCUCGCUUCCAUCUUCUCCUUGCUCUGGGUUCGAAUCAAUCCUUUCACAUCUGAUGCUGAUAAAAUUGCUGCCGGCAAUCAAUGUGGUGUCAAUUGUUAGAUUGGUGCUAAAUUAUGAGGUUUGUGUAGGCUACACUUAUGGUUCAAAGUUUUAGCUGUUGUGUAAAUACGAAGGCAAAUGCGGGGUGUCGUACUUGUAAUGAAUCAUGAAGAAGAGCAUGACAGACUUCCCCCUGUAAGCGACCAAAAGGGGCGGCGUACGAUUCGGUUUUGGUCUGGCCUUCAUAUGUAAUAUUUUUGUGUAGAUGGACACUUUGGUGCAGGUGUGAAAACACAUGUCUCAUUUUGUUGUUUAUCUAUUUGUAAAGAAAAAUACUCUUAAAUGUACCAUUAUUCUUUUUGAACCAUUAUUAUCUAAUGUAAUACAUACAACUUUGCACGUGUUGUGCAUCAACACAAUUUAAUGUUGAAGAUUUGAAGUCCCACACCUUCGUUUCAGAAGGUUGUUA
Messenger RNA from Amaranthus tricolor (Joseph's coat), 3923 nucleotides. RefSeq names its product cellulose synthase A catalytic subunit 1 [UDP-forming]. Gene Ontology annotation, molecular function: cellulose synthase (UDP-forming) activity. Gene Ontology annotation, biological process: plant-type primary cell wall biogenesis; cellulose biosynthetic process. Gene Ontology annotation, cellular component: trans-Golgi network; plasma membrane. The record is from RefSeq and is a predicted model, not a curated record. The transcript is spliced from 14 exons. NCBI's taxonomy places the organism in Eukaryota, Viridiplantae, Streptophyta, Magnoliopsida, Caryophyllales, Amaranthaceae. The coding region runs from base 254 to 3514 and encodes 1086 amino acids.